Messenger RNA from Closterium sp. Yama58-4, 522 nucleotides. The record is from the annotation of a GenBank genome assembly. NCBI's taxonomy places the organism in Eukaryota, Viridiplantae, Streptophyta, Zygnematophyceae, Desmidiales, Closteriaceae.
AUGCUCGGCAGAAUGGCUACCUCUCCAGACUCCAGUAGCACAGUGGUUAGGCGGCAGCGGCCUUCCGUCACCCAGUCACCCGCUGUUGCGGGCACAUGGCGUUCGCCCCGGCCCGUCCUCCCGCAGCCAUCACCCCCCGUGAGUCGCUCCACCAACGAUGAACCGAGCAGCAGCGCGGCCCGUCCUCUGCCGGUGCUGCCGAAGGUGAAGAUUCCUUCCUUCCCGGAACAAACACGCCCCCAGGGACCUCCGAAGCGCAACGCGGAUGCCGACGCUCCUUCCCCACGCCAUCGAAUGACGAAACGCACUCGUCAUGCGUACACCGCCAAGGAGAAGCUCCACUGGCUGAAACUGCAGGAAUCGCAGCCGGACCUGUCGAAUCGAGCUUUGUCCAAGCUGGCGAAGGUGCAGCCCUGCCAGAUCCGCGAGUGGAAGCGGAUGAUGGAGCGUCUGGAGGUCGCCUCUGGAUGCCGCCGUCGCCUCAUUGGAGCUGAGCGCCGCGCGAAGUACCCGUUCAUGUAA